This is a messenger RNA of Telopea speciosissima, 1057 nucleotides long. RefSeq names its product protein DMR6-LIKE OXYGENASE 2-like. The transcript is spliced from 5 exons. Lineage: Eukaryota; Viridiplantae; Streptophyta; Magnoliopsida; Proteales; Proteaceae. Bases 1 to 1044 code for a protein of 347 amino acids. The record is from RefSeq and is a predicted model, not a curated record.
AUGGCUAACACAAAGUUAUUAUUGACUGAUCUUUUGCACUCCGGCAUCCGCCAUGUCCCUUCGAAUUAUGUCCGACCAAUCUCCGACCGGCCAAAUCUUCUUGACGUUCAAACCUCUCACCACUCAAUUCCUUUCAUUGAUCUCCAAGGCCUCAAUGGUCCUAACCAUUCUCUUAUAAUCAAAGAGAUUGGCCAAGCAUGUCAACAUUAUGGUUUCUUUCAGGUGAAGAACCAUGGGAUACCAGAGAGGGUGAACGAUAACAUGUUAAGGGUAUCUAACGAGUUCUUCCAAAUGCCUGAAGGAGAGAGAUUGAAAAUCUACUCCAACGAUCCAUCCAAGGCCGUACGCCUCUCAACUAGCUUCAAUGUGAAGACAGAAACGAUUGCAAAUUGGAGAGAUUUUUUGAGACUCCAUUGUUACCCUCUUGAUGACUAUAUUCAUGAAUGGCCUUCUAAUCCUCCCUCUUUCAGGGAAUAUGUGGCUGAGUACUGCACAAAUGUGAGAGGCCUUUCACUAAAAUUGCUUGAAGCAAUUUCAGAGAGCUUAGGCUUACAAAGUGAUUACAUAAAUGAAGUAUUACAGAAACAUGCACAACAUAUGGCCAUCAAUUACUAUCCCCCAUGUCCACAACCGGAGCUUACUUAUGGAUUACCCAUCCAUUCCGACCCGAAUGUAAUCACAAUUCUUCUGCAAGACAAUGUCCCUGGUUUACAGGUCCUCAAGAAUGGCAAAUGGAUUGCCGUCAACCCCAUUGCUAAUACCUUCAUCAUCAACAUCGGUGAUCAAAUUGAGGUACUUAGUAAUGGAAGGUACAAAAGUGUGCUCCACAGGGCUGUGCUAAACUGCAAUGAAGGGAGAAUCUCAGUCCCAACUUUUUAUUGCCCAUCACCUGAUGCAGUGAUCAAACCUGCACAAGAGCUGGUGGACGAAGAACACCCUGCCCUCUACAGAAGCUUCACUUAUAACGAGUACUACACCAAAUUCUGGAAUCGAGGACUUGCAACUGAGAACUGCUUAGAUAUGUUCAGAGCUUCUUCAACCUAGAUAGCUUACCUCA